AUGGGUGUCACAAUCGUUCUCGGUAGUCAGUGGGGUGAUGAAGGAAAGGGAAAGAUUACGGACAUGCUUUCGCAGCAGGCUACGCUUUGCUGCCGUGCCGCUGGCGGCCACAAUGCCGGCCAUACCAUUGUUCAUGGCUCUAAUACUUAUGACUUCCACAUCCUUCCCUCCGGUCUGAUCUCCCCGUCGUGCGUGAACCUGAUCGGCGCGGGUACUGUGGUGCACGUUCCCAGCUUCUUCAAGGAGUUGGCCGCUCUCGAGGAGAAGGGCCUGCAGGGCGCCAGCAAGCGCGUUUUCAUUGCGGACCGCGCCCACGUCUGUCUCGACUUGCACUCCGUCGUUGACGGUCUUGAGGAGGCCCGCCUCGGCGGUCGCAAGGUCGGCACCACCGGCAAGGGUAUUGGCCCGUGCUACAGUGACAAGGCCGCCCGCCGGGGUAUCCGUGUCGGAGAGAUCCUGGAUGAGGCGCUGUUUGAGCGCAAGCUGCGCAACCUCGAGAGCGGAUACCGCGCGCGCUUCGGCGACCUGGAGUACAACGUGGAGGACGAGAUCACUCGCUUCAAGGAGUACCGCAAGAUUCUCGGCCCUCACAUCGUCGACCAGCUGGCUUUCCUCCAGAAAUACAAGGACUCGCCCAACACCCUUGUCGAGGGCGCCAACGCCCUCAUGCUCGACUUGGACCACGGUACCUACCCCUUCGUGACCUCCUCGUCCACCGGCCUGGGCGGUGCUGUGCAGGCCCUCUCGCUCAACCCCACCAGCAUCUCGUCGAUCAUCGGUGUCGUCAAGGCCUACACCACGCGUGUCGGCUCCGGCCCCUUCCCCAGCGAGCAGCUGAACGAGUUCGGUGACAAGCUGCAGUCUGUCGGCAGGGAAUUCGGUGUCACGACCGGCCGUCGUCGCCGCUGCGGUUGGUUCGAUCUGGUCCUGUGCCGCUACUCCCAGGCCAUCAACCACUACACCGCUCUCAACCUGACCAAGCUGGAUGUGCUGGACGACUUCGAUGAGAUCAAGGUCGGCGUCGCCUAUAUCCUCCCCGACGGCACCCGCACGGAGAACACGAUCCCGGCCGAUGCCGAGGUGCUGGACAAGGUCCAGGUGGAGUACAUCACUCUGCCCGGCUGGAAGAGCAACACCAUGGGCGUCAAGAAGUACGAGGACCUCCCGGCGAACGCCCGCGCCUACAUCGAGUACAUUGAGCGCGGACUGGGCGGUGUGCCUGUGAAAUGGAUCGGUACCGGUCCCGCUAGAGACGACAUGAUCUGCCGCGAGUAG
Molecule: messenger RNA, 1275 nt
Organism: Aspergillus terreus NIH2624
Lineage: Eukaryota; Fungi; Ascomycota; Eurotiomycetes; Eurotiales; Aspergillaceae
Gene: adB
Product: adenylosuccinate synthase ADE12
Exons: 3
Coding region: 1-1275 (424 amino acids)
Biological process (GO): 'de novo' AMP biosynthetic process; IMP metabolic process
Cellular component (GO): cytoplasm
Molecular function (GO): adenylosuccinate synthase activity; GTP binding
Source: RefSeq, a predicted model, not a curated record